CGAGACAGUCCCAGUAGGCCUAUAUUUUAAGUCUUUGGAGAGGAGCAAUAGCAGAAACGGUUUUCUGAUUUCAAGUAAAUGCAGUUUUUUUCUGUUCAUUUCAAUUUAUCAAUCAAUCAAUCAAUUAAUAAACACUGAAAGACCAGUACCUCCUUGCAGACUCACAGCACUGUCGUCCAUCGGUCAUCAUGAAUCUAAUAACCGCAUUUCUGCUAAUGAUUCUAACAGGACAUAGCACAUCUGAAUAUAUGCAGAAACUCAUCUGCUCCUAUGAGAACAAGAAUAUAUCUCUUAACAGGCCCAGGGUGUGGUGCAAAAGAGAUGCUAAGGAUGAAAACUGCUGUACGGGCUUCUCUUUCCAUCCAGGUGUCAACGCUUUGGACCAAGGCAACAUAGCUGUGGAGGAUGAUGGAAAGUCCUUCACCGUCUCAGUAAAGACACUCACCCAAGGGGAUGGAGUCUACUGGUGUGGGUUCAUGACUGAAGGCAACUUCAUCGUUAAACUGGCCGAGGAUUACUUUACCAACACUCAAUUUAACUUUGUUUGGUCCAUCCUCCGCUGGAUUUUAUUUAUUUUGCUCCUUUUGACGAUCAUUUCAACUCGCAUUUAUUCAAACCGAAAACAUGGAGAUACAAAGACAACAUAACACAUUACAUGAUGUCACAUGCCAAAGAAAAGCAGUGGAAGAAUGAGGCCGUCACCUUUACUGAAGAAUAAACAAAAUAUUGUUUAACUUAAGCCUCCAUUGAGUGUAAAUGUAGUUUCUGUUGUUGUAAUUCCUUAUAAUUGUUUUUUUCUUUUAAAUACAAAAAGGUUCACAGUGACAAUAGCAGCAUGACAAUAUAAUGUUUCAUUUGUUAUGUAAAUAAAUUUACAAUUUGGUGUUUAUAAAUAACCUUAUUGUUAUUGCAUGUGUCAUUCAAUGUUUAUCUUAUAGGGAUACAUAUAUAUAUAUAUAUAUAUAUAUACACACACACACACACGUGUAUGUUUUCUUCCUUUAAAUAAUAUGCCUGAACUGAUCAAAUUUUAUUUAUAUAAAAAACAACAAAUGUCAAUGUAACAAAGCAUCAAUGAACACAAUUCAACACAAUUUUGAUGUAAGGAUGCAUAUAUAACAACCAUUUCAUUGUUUUAAUCACUGCACACACUGUAUCAGACUUGAAGCUAAAAUGAAGUUGAACAUUGUCUGCC
Messenger RNA from Onychostoma macrolepis, 1195 nucleotides. RefSeq lists its product as uncharacterized. The record is from RefSeq and is a predicted model, not a curated record. Bases 189 to 647 code for a protein of 152 amino acids. NCBI's taxonomy places the organism in Eukaryota, Metazoa, Chordata, Actinopteri, Cypriniformes, Cyprinidae. The transcript has 6 exons.